Messenger RNA from Plasmodium vivax (malaria parasite P. vivax), 1213 nucleotides. RefSeq names its product ubiquitin domain containing protein. Gene Ontology annotation, molecular function: protein tag activity; ubiquitin protein ligase binding. The record is from RefSeq and is a predicted model, not a curated record. The coding region runs from base 295 to 525 and encodes 76 amino acids. Gene Ontology annotation, biological process: modification-dependent protein catabolic process; protein ubiquitination. The transcript is spliced from 2 exons. Gene Ontology annotation, cellular component: cytoplasm; nucleus. NCBI's taxonomy places the organism in Eukaryota, Apicomplexa, Aconoidasida, Haemosporida, Plasmodiidae.
AAACAAACAAACAAACAAACAAACAAAUGAAUGAAUAAGCAAAUAGCCAAAGCACAAAUGUCAUGAGAAAAAGAAAAACAAAUAAAUGCAAAACGGAAAACAAAUCGCAAUUCGUUUAAGAUACCAUUUGUCACAUUUUUUCGCAACUUCUUCCUCCACUUUUAUCAUACCAAAAAGGCUACAUUAACUGAUUUACACGCUUGAAUAAGCCCAGGAGCACGCCCCAAAUUUAUGUGAAAUGUAACAUCCUCGAACUAGGGGGAGCACAUUUCCACUUGCACAAAAAGGAGAAAAAUGCAAAUAUUAGUAAAAACACUGACCGGGAAAAGACAGUCGUUUAAUUUUGAACCAUCCAGUUCUGUGUUUCAAAUAAAGAUGGCAAUUGAGGAAAAGGAAGGAAUAGACGCAAAGCAGAUUCGGCUCAUCUACUCAGGGAAACAAAUGCACGACGAUAUGAAGCUGAGCGAUUAUAGGGUGGUGCCCGGAUCAACCAUUCACAUGAUUUUACAACUCAGAGGAGGAUAAUUUAGACUGAACAGAGCGAGACCGGAAUUUGACUCCCCAACCUAUUUGCAGCGAAUGUUUAUUGCUUUUUUUUCGCGUCCAGGAUUACGCGAUUGCGCAUCGCGUAUGAUGUGUACGCGGCAUUUUUUUUUCUUCUUUGGCCUCAUUUGUACCAAAACGUUUGCAGAAGAUUAGCUACUCAUUUGCUGUUACCCCCUUUUCUGCCUGGCUAAUUCACCUUUUUUUUUCGUUCUACAAAGGGGCGCCAAUUUGACGAGCGCACCAAAUUUGUUUUCCGGGUGUGCUGCCUUUGUGCAUAUUUGUACAACCAGCGCAUUCGAACAAGUACACGCUUUCCCCCCACACACACAAACGCACCGCGUGACGCUGAAAGUGUCAAUCAGCAUGCGACGCACCAUCGUGAAUGCAACGAUUGACCAAAUGGGCACGUUGUGCUGAUCCCCUCCCUCUUAACAUUUCUUCUGCGCUUGUAAAAGUAUAAGAAAAAUGUGAACCAAAAGUGGAACCAAAACUGUUCAUCGCCCCAGUAGUUGUUCCCCUAUCAUGGAAGGGGUUCUCCCGCAACGAAACUGCUCAACCAGCAGAAUUUAUUUCGCCUUACUUAGCGCACAUGUGUGGACCUACCUCCACCAGUACCACUUCAUAGUUUGUACCUUUUCAUAUUUUUUAAAUACAAUUUUAAUGGUUA